Ostertagia ostertagi is the source of this 408-nucleotide messenger RNA. The record is from the annotation of a GenBank genome assembly. NCBI's taxonomy places the organism in Eukaryota, Metazoa, Nematoda, Chromadorea, Rhabditida, Trichostrongylidae.
AUGCACGACAACGGCGGUACGAUCUCAAUAGUUGGCCGUUCAAAGGACAUGAUCGUUCGGGGCGGCGAAAACAUCUAUCCGACGGAAGUCGAACAGUUCCUCUUCAAGCAUCCGAAGAUCGAAGACGCACAUAUUGUUGGUGUACCUGACGAAAGAUACGGCGAAUCGGUGUGUGCGUGGAUUCGGUUACAUGAAUCAGCUGUCGGUGAGAUCAACGAGGAGCACAUCAAGAAUUGGUGUAAAGGAAAGAUCGCUCAUUUCAAGAUUCCUCGCUAUAUCCUGUUCAAGAAAGAGCACGAAUUCCCGCUCACUGUGACAGGGAAAGUGAAAAAGUUCGAAAUAAGGGAACAGUCGAAGAUCGAGCUCGGCCUGCAACAGGUUGUUGACGUUAUGGUCGUGGUCUAUUGA